Messenger RNA from Mycosarcoma maydis (corn smut), 3807 nucleotides. RefSeq lists its product as uncharacterized. Gene Ontology annotation, biological process: tRNA wobble position uridine thiolation; protein urmylation. The coding region runs from base 1 to 3807 and encodes 1268 amino acids. The record is from RefSeq and is a predicted model, not a curated record. The transcript has a single exon. Gene Ontology annotation, molecular function: URM1 activating enzyme activity; thiosulfate-cyanide sulfurtransferase activity; nucleotidyltransferase activity. NCBI's taxonomy places the organism in Eukaryota, Fungi, Basidiomycota, Ustilaginomycetes, Ustilaginales. Gene Ontology annotation, cellular component: cytoplasm.
AUGAGUGACCCUCUGGCCGCCACCUUAUCGGCUCUUCCUGCACGGCAGGGUCGGUCGGCUUCUCCUAUGGUCUCUUAUGAUGCAUCUUUGAGCCUAAGAUGGGCUUCGCUUCUCCAAGGCACUGGCACCUCGCCCGUCGAAACGCUCAGGGCCCGCGGCGUUGAAGGCAAGAUUGCACUCGACAACGACGCUUCACUCCGAUGGCUCGAAUGGAAGAUUUUUCUCACAGAACACAUCUCAACCAUUCCUUCUUCUUGGAGUGCCGUUCUUAAGCGCGACAGAGAAGCAUACAAUGAAUUACGCUGCCGUCUUCUUCGUGCCCCUGAUGGCAAUUAUCCGCCCGAAGUCGGCUUCGACGGCACACCCACUGUCUUCGAACCAUCAUUCACAUCUUGCUCAUCUACUCCGAGCACUUCACAAAGCAGCCGAUCCAUCGUCAAAGACCUUUCCGUCAACAAUCCGCUUAGUCUCGACGACUCGAAUCCUUGGAAAACCUACUACGCGACCUUAGAGACCAGGAGGGUUAUCCUGCAAGACGUAGAAAGGACAUUCCCCGACAUCGGUCUUUUCCGUCAAACCCGUGUUCAGCAAUCGUUGACCAACAUUCUCUUCCUUUGGACACUCGAGAACCAGGAUGUAGGCUAUAGACAGGGGAUGCAUGAGCUAGCAGCUGUACUUUGGAAGGUUCGAAGUGAUGGUGCCGUCGAUAUCCCAGGCCGCGCAUCUUCUAGCUCAUCCCCCACUUCGGCACAGAACGCGGCUGACGCUGCCUUUGUGCAUGCUCUCGCGCAUGUCUUCAUAGAACAUGAUGUUUAUGCGUUGUUUUGUGUCCUGAUGAAAAGCGCCAAAUCAUGGUAUGUUUGGCGUGACAGUCCAGUCGACGCUGCCUCUACCCCAUCUCCGCCAUCAACUUCGGCGCCUCGAUCCGCAAAACUCGCUCCCGACAGCUGUAACUCGGAGGGCAACACACGCCAGCCUCUUCCCAUCGUUGCAAAGUGCGAACACGUUCUCAAGCUCUUGAGCCACAUUGACCCCGCCCUGGCCCAACAUCUCGGAAGUCUAGGCAUCGAGCCUCAGAUCUUCUGCCUCCGAUGGAUUCGUAUGAUCUUCACGCGUGAAUUUGCUUUGGACGAUGCAGUAGCAAUCUGGGACGGUCUGUUUGCCUCUGGAAGGUCUCUGGACCUCAUCGAUUAUAUCUGCAUCGCUAUGUUGCUCCGCAUACGCAAUCAGCUGCUCGCGGGGGAUCACAGCUCCGCUCUACUGUGUCUGCUGCGAUACCCUGCUGAAGCACAGGUGCAGCCGAACCUCCUUGUCAAGCAAGCCAUCUUCCUACGAGACAGCGACCAUCGUCCCAACACCGGCGUUGCUGUCGUGAUGCAGAAUCGCGACCUGUUGGGAAUCCCGGUGUAUUCCAUCGACGAUCAAGACAAUCUUUCGAGGCCGCAUCGACAUGAAAGUGACUCGCCGUCCCAUCGAAAUAGCAUACGUAAAUAUGCUACUGUUGGAAGGUCCCCAUCGGGUCCUGCUAACAGAGCCUCUCCCUGGGCCCGGCUUCCAAACGAGCCGUUGACAAACACUGCGAAUACAGCCCAGCAACGCAGCCGGCCAGACGCUGGGCACUGGCAGACACCCGCUUCAGGUGGCGAUCCUCUCGGAGCAUCAUAUGAGCCUGUUCGCAAUGCCGAUGCAAAUGCACCUAGAGCCUUUGGCAUCAAUCCCACCUCUUAUCUACCAGAGGGAAUCGGCGACCUAGCAAAAGGCUGGUACGAACGAGCCGAGCUCCCCCAAAGCUUGAACAGCGCACUGGUCAACGUCUCAAGAACGGUCGCAGCUGCCGCUGUAGCCGGAGUGGCAGGAGCCUAUGGCACCAAUAAAGCAGAAACGUCCGGUUUCCCCUCUGGAUUCGAACAGGCCUUCAUCGAGCAGACCGGCGGUCGCGGGGGCGGUGCGUCAAGCACGGUUGGACAUGCAGCAUCGGCCAAGGACCGACCAAGACCUUCGAUCUUUGCGCCUGCGGAGCCGUUGAUACCGGCUGCGCAGGCCUCCGAUGCACAGCUGCUUGAUCCUCUGUCAAAGGUGACCGCCGCCAAUAGGGCCAUUGGCUCGGCCCUCUCCGCCUGUAUCGAGGUUCUAGAGCAGAGUUGGCUGGAUCGCAGCGCGUUCGCUCACGAGCGGCCCUCUUCUGAGCUCGAACAGAAAGACGUCAACACGCUAAUGAGCUUCACUGCGCUCAAACAUAUCCGUGACGUGCUCGACGGAACGGCUGCCGAGUUUGAUCCAGCAACACUGCCAGCUCCCAUUCCGAAGCGCGUUGAUUUGGAAGUCCACAGGGUGAAGGAAGCUGCCACACAGAAAGACAGUACGCGCGACAGAGCACACCCUCCCGUGGAGCGCAAGGAAAUCAUGUCUACAACUAGCACUGACAUUAGCUUGGAUCCACACUCUUCUCUGCCCAUGUCACUCGCCGAAUAUGCGCGGUACGGUCGGCAGAUGAUCAUCCCGGACUUUGGCUUGCCUGCGCAGCUUCGUCUUCGCAACGCUAAAGUCCUGGUGGUUGGAGCUGGUGGACUUGGCUGUCCUGCUGUUCAGUACCUUGCGGCGGCUGGCGUCGGACAGAUCUCGAUUCUGGACCAUGACGUUGUCGAGCCGUCCAAUUUGGCUCGACAGAUCCUGCACCGUGAUGCCACCGUUGGCAUGCACAAAGCGGUGUCUGCGGCCCAAGCGGCCAAGCAGAUCAAUCCUCACAUCACAGCCGUGCCGUUGUCCGAAGCUAUUAGCGCUGUCAAUGCGCGUCAGGUCAUGCGGGGCCAGGAUCUUGUGCUUGACUGCACGGACAAUCCGCUCACUCGGUAUCUCAUUUCGGACGCUGCUGUGCUCGAAGCAGUCCAGGUCGUCUCGGGUGCCGCCCAGGGCUACGAUGGCCAGCUGGUUGUGCUGCACAAACGGAUCAAGGCUGAGUUUGCUGGUCCGAGAGCUGCUGCAACGCCUGAUGGUACUUAUCGGGGACCGUGCUACCGUUGUCUGUUCCCGAAAGCGCCUCGACCGGACGAAGUGACUAACUGUGAAGACGGCGGUGUACUAGGCGGCGUCACUGGCCUCGUAGGUACAAUGCAAGCGUUGGAAGCGGUCAAGAUUCUCGCCGGUGUUGGUGAAGACACGCCACCGAUGCUGACGCUCGUCUCCCCGCUCACGUCAACACCGUUCCGGUGCGUCAAGAUCCGAUCGCGUCGCGUGGCCACUUGUCGAUCAUGUGGCGAUCCUGCGCAGGUGGCCGAGCGCAUGAUCAGGAAUCUGGAGACGGAAGACUACGCGUCAUUCUGUGGUCUCAACGUGCCUGUUGGCGAAGAGGCUGGAAUCCGCAGAACGGCGGUCAAGUCGAUGGACUCUGCAGCGUUGGUGGUCGACGUACGACCCUCUGUCGAGUUUGGAAUCGCCAAACUCGACGGUUCGCUCAAUGUGCCGAUUCAGAGCUUGCUCAAGAACCCCGCCGGAGCAUGGGACCAAAUCCACAAGGCGCAGCGAAACACUUUGUCGAAAGACGUCUUGGUGGUUUGCAAGAAGGGGAAUGAUUCGCAACUUGCUGUACGCGCGCUGUUGCAGCACCAGAAGCACCUAUGUGAGCAGGCUGAAAGCGAAGCGCAACAGGCACCGCCAGCGCCAUCCGACCCUCUACAAGGCUCCAUCAACACGAGGGAACCCAAGACCCCAAACCAAGCGCAAGCCAUAACACCACUGCAGAUUUCCGACCUCAUCGGAGGUCUCCGUGCCUACAGUAAGGAGAAGGACCCCUCUUUUCCCGUCUACUAG